Messenger RNA from Trichosurus vulpecula (common brushtail), 1035 nucleotides. RefSeq names its product acetylserotonin O-methyltransferase (gene ASMT). Bases 1 to 1035 code for a protein of 344 amino acids. Gene Ontology annotation, molecular function: acetylserotonin O-methyltransferase activity. The record is from RefSeq and is a predicted model, not a curated record. Gene Ontology annotation, biological process: methylation; melatonin biosynthetic process. The transcript is spliced from 8 exons. NCBI's taxonomy places the organism in Eukaryota, Metazoa, Chordata, Mammalia, Diprotodontia, Phalangeridae.
AUGAGUCUGGCAGAGGACCUUGACUAUGGCCUUUUCAAUGAGUAUAUAAAUGGUUUCAUGGUCUCCAAGGCUAUGUUUACGGCUUGUGAAUUGGGAGUGUUUGACCUCUUGGAAUCUGAAAAAUUUCUGACCUUCGAUGUCAUUGCUGAACGCUUAGGCACCAAUUCCCAAGGAAUGGAGCAAUUACUCGAUAUUUGUGUGACCCUGAAGCUACUAAAGGUGGAAAUGAAGAGAGAGAAAGCUUUAUAUCAAAACACGGAACUUGCCACCCUGUAUCUCACCAAGUCUGGCCCGAAAUCCCAGUACAAUAUGUUACUCUACAUGUCCAAAACUACCUAUUCAUGCUGGAAUCAUUUAACUGAAGCCAUAAGGGAAGGAAAAAAUCAAUAUAUGAGGACAUUUGGUAUUCCAUCAGAUGAUCUUUUUGAAGCUAUCUACAGGUCAGAGGAAGAGCUGGUAAAAUUCAUGCAUGGCCUACAUGAAAUUUGGAGUAUUAAUGGCAGAGAUGUGCUUACUGCAUUUGACCUUUCCCCUUUCCCUCUCAUUUACGAUCUUGGUGGUUGUUCUGGAGCCCUAGCCAAGGAGUGUAUCACCAUAUAUCCCGAAAGCCAAGUGACAAUAUUUGAAAAGGAAGAGGUGGUACAUGUGGCAAGAAAGCACUUUCCAUUCCUUGAGGAACCUCGGAUCAGUUUCCACAUAGGGGACUUUUUCAGAGAUCCCAUUCCUGAAGCUGAUCUGUAUAUUUUGGCUAGGAUCCUCCAUGAUUGGGCAGAUGAUAAAUGCAUACUAUUGCUAACAAACAUCCACCAAGCCUGUAAACCAGGCUCUGGAGUGUUAGUGGUUGAAACCCUUUUGGAUGAAGAUAAGAGGGGGCCUUUGACAAGCCAGCUCUAUUCUAUGAACAUGCUGGUACAGGCCGAAGGAAAGGAGAGAAAUCCAACAGAAUACCGCAAGAUCUUCACUCAGGCCGGUUUUCAAGAUUUUCAGUUUAAGAAAACUGGAAAAAUCUAUGAUGCUAUUUUAGCUAGGAAAUAA